AAAAUGAGCCUUAAGGGUAUAUAAAGGAAGUUCUUAAGGCUUACAGAGGAACAUCAGCUACUGAAGCUACUGAAGCACGCUGUGUAUUUUCUUAACGUCAAACUUGACAAAAGAUGUCUGGAGCACCACUUUCAGUCUUCUGCGUGCUGUGCCUGCUGUCCGUCUGCACUGCCUGCUACAUCUCCAACUGCCCCAUCGGUGGCAAAAGAGCAGUACAGGACGUCCCCACGCGACAGUGUAUGGCAUGUGGCCCUGGAGAUAAGGGCCGAUGCUUUGGUCCCAGUAUCUGCUGCGGAGAGGAAAUAGGCUGCAUGGUGGGAUCUCUGGAGGCCAUGCGCUGCUUGGAGGAAGAUUACCUGCCCUCUGCGUGUGAGACUGGAGGAAAACCCUGUGGCUCUGUGGCAGGACGCUGUGCUGCACCAGGAGUCUGCUGUGACUCAGAGAGCUGCACCACCGAUCCCUCGUGUCUGGAAGGAGAAGGAGACGUGCCCUCUCACAGUCUACCUUCCAGCGGCAAAGACCUGCUCCUGAAGCUUCUUCACUGGACAAACUACAGGACUUACCAGUGAGAUGUUCAGGGAUCACAUCGUUGUAGGAGAAUGCGAAACACCAGC
Messenger RNA from Hemibagrus wyckioides, 614 nucleotides. RefSeq names its product oxytocin (gene oxt). Gene Ontology annotation, molecular function: neurohypophyseal hormone activity. Gene Ontology annotation, cellular component: secretory granule; extracellular region. NCBI's taxonomy places the organism in Eukaryota, Metazoa, Chordata, Actinopteri, Siluriformes, Bagridae. The record is from RefSeq and is a predicted model, not a curated record. The transcript is spliced from 4 exons. The coding region runs from base 114 to 569 and encodes 151 amino acids.